CGGGAUAAUUACGUGACGUCAUUUUACAAUAACUGUUGGCCUUGUGACAAUGAAUCGUCUUUUUGGUCGUUCGAAACCAAAGGAGCCGCCUCCAAACUUGACAGACGCUGUUUCUAAAGUUGACAGCCGCGUUGAGUCAUUGGAUAAGAAGAUUAGUAAGUUGGACGGUGAGCUGGCGAAGUAUAAGGAUCAGAUGAAGAAGAUGAGGGACGGACCAUCAAAGAAUAUGGUGAAACAGAGGGCACUGAAAGUUCUCAAGCAGAAGAGAAUGUAUGAGCAGCAGCGCGAGAACAUGGUUCAACAGUCGUUCAAUAUGGAGCAAGCCAACUAUGCCAUACAGACAGUAAAAGACACCAAAACGACGGUUGAUGCAAUGAAGUUAGGUGUGAAGGAAAUGAAGAAAGAAUUCAAGAAAGUUAAUCUCGAUGAAAUAGAGAAUGUUCAAGACCAACUUGAGGACAUGAUGGAAGAAGCCAAUGAAAUACAAGAGACGUUGGGUAGGGCUUAUGGAAUGCCUGAAGAUAUUGAUGAGGAUGACCUUGAAGCAGAACUCGAUGCAUUGGGAGACGAUCUUGCACUAGAUGAAGACCAAUCAUAUCUCGACGCAGCAAGCGCUCCUGCAGCUCCUGUAGGUCUGCCAUCGGAAUCUGAACCGAGAGGAUCAAGAACGGCAGAAGGCGUACGCGUCGACGAGUUUGGUCUCCCCGAGUUACCCGCAUCCUAACAUCUUCAAUCUCAAUACAACUUACUCACAACAAUUACUACAGUAACGAGCAUUAUGUGUAGGCACUAGAAUGAGUAGUCUGUGUAGCAUCAAACUUUUAGUCUCUCUCUUUCUGUAGUCAGUCUCAUGCCAUGGUAUGCACACUGGAUAUGAUUUAAUUAAUUAAUUAAUUAAUUAAUUUUAAAA
Messenger RNA from Corticium candelabrum, 910 nucleotides. Its product is annotated as charged multivesicular body protein 5-like. Bases 50 to 724 code for a protein of 224 amino acids. Gene Ontology annotation, cellular component: multivesicular body. Lineage: Eukaryota; Metazoa; Porifera; Homoscleromorpha; Homosclerophorida; Plakinidae. Gene Ontology annotation, biological process: late endosome to vacuole transport via multivesicular body sorting pathway; vesicle budding from membrane. The record is from RefSeq and is a predicted model, not a curated record. The transcript has 7 exons.